CCAAACCGACUAAUAGACCACACAAUCCGUAUAUCGAGUCGAAAAUACAAAGAGUAUAGUAUAGGGAAAAAAACAAAAAGAGUGAAAGAAAAAAGGAGGAUUAAAAUUGAAGCCCCGAAAAAAUGAAAUUUCCCCAAAUCUGAAUGGGAACAUUUGCCCUAACCCAUUUCCCUCUAUUCGGAUCCUCCAGUUACGACGACCACGGUUCCCGGAUCCUGCGCUCAUCGGUUCUCCGGGGAAGCGUAUGAUGGAUUGCGGUGUUGGAUCCAUCGUGUGGGUGCGUCGGAGAAACGGGUCGUGGUGGCCGGGUCAAAUCCUCGGCCCCGACGACCUCUCCGCCUCUCACCUCACCUCGCCCCGAUCCGGAACCCCCGUCAAGCUCCUCGGCAGAGAAGACGCCAGCGUGGAUUGGUACAAUUUGGAGAAAUCCAAGCGUGUGAAGGCAUUCCGGUGUGGCGAGUUUGAUGAUUGUAUUGAAAAGGCUGAAACCGCUCAGGGAGGGCCGUUGAAGAAACGAGAGAAGUAUGCGCGCCGAGAAGACGCCAUUCUCCAUGCUCUUGAGCUUGAGAAACAGAUUUCGAAGAAGCCAGGGAAAUCAAGUGCUAGUUCAUUGAAUGCUGUUAAAAAGGUUGCGGUUGCGGUUGCAUCGCCGCCCGAAACACUGGGAAAUGAUAAUGAAAACCAUGCAAAUUUGAAUGUGUAUUGUGAAAAUGAGACUGGUGGAGGUUCCUUUCCUUCCGAGGUUGCCAAGGAUGGCAAUCAACUGCAUGUGGAAGUAGAUUAUUCUGAAACGACUCCUCGGAUGAGAGACUUGCAGGAUUUUGGGCUCAGAAUCGCCCCUGCGAAAAAGAAUCUUUCAUCUUCUGUUGAUCCAUACUUUUCUCAGAAGCGGAUUGUUGAUGAUGGUGCUCGGGCUCUUGCAAGUGGUGGUGGUAUUCGUACGGGGAGUGCACUUCUCAUGAAUGGAGCUGGGCAAAUAGCAGAUUCCCGAGCAAAGAGGAGUAGAUAUGUGCACUUUCCGACUGAGUCUAGUGAUUCUCUUGAAUACAGAGAGACUCUACCCUGUGUUGAGAUGUCACCUUCCCAACUCAGAAGGGAGUUUCCUUAUCAUGAUUCUUUGGUUCGAGAGGCUGAAUAUACUUUUAUGGAUGAUGCUGAAUCUGAUUCUUCAGAAACAGCCUCUACAGAUUCUGAUUCUGAUUCUUCCGAGACAGAACCAGACAUGGAUGAAGAGAUGACUAUAUUUUCAGAAACUGGUCAUGAUGCUGAAGAACACGAAAGUACUAGCAGUGAGGAGCUUGAUGAAUUGCCAAUUUCCAAUGACAUGUCUCACCUUUAUCCUCGUGACUUAAUAACAUGUAAUGAUGCUGUAUCUAAAUGGCAACUUAAAGGGAAAAGGAAUAAUCGGAAUCUUGUAAAGAGGUCCGUUGGUGCUUCUGAAGGAAAAUGUAUUUUGGAUGGAGCAGGAGCAGAUGUUGAAGGAAGGAAUGGUCAUUUAAGGCACAAUAGAAAGGGUCCAAGUUUGCACCGCUACAAAUUUGAUUUUGGUGAUACUUUUGAUGACGAUGGUCAGAUUUUUGGACUGGAAGAUGAAUACUCUCUAACUUCUAGAUCUAUAUCAAAAAGUGGAAGUAAAAUUCAUCGUGGUGUAGCUUGGAAUGAUUUGGCCUGGGGUGACCAUCUUGCUUCAAAAGGAUAUUGGGAUGUUAAAGCAUAUUCUCCAAUGCAUGGUGAUCGUUAUGAUUUUGGUGGGAGGGUGAGGUCGAUGCUGGUUGAUGUAGAUUUGAAGGUUCAAGCAAGCUAUAGGAAAGAGCAUGUACCUUUCAUUUCUCUGAUGAGUAAAUUAGAUGGGAGGGCAAUAGUAGGGCACCCAAUUCAGGUUGAGGCUCUCAAGGAUGGUUCAUCUGAUAUUCUAUUUCCUGCAACUGAUGACUUCAGUAAUGAUGGGACUGCUAUUGAGGGAACUAGCGUGCUUCCACCAGCAUGGAGGACUGCAAGGAGAACUGCAAAUUUUCGUGUGCGACGCCCCCAUGUUCCAUCUUCAAAUGGUGUUGAAGUUGCUGCAGAGCUUCCCUCUUCAGAUCAAGAACAAAACUUCGAAUUUAGAAGUUUAAACUCUGGAAGUUCCAGUCACCAGGCUAGCCUUCAAAAGAAGAGUGGCCUUAAAAGUCAUCGGUCUUCAGCUGACAGAAAGUCCUUAAAAAAGGUGCCAAAGAAAUUGGGCUUGUCAUCUAGCCAAAAAACUCGAACUCUGUCCUCAUUAUCUACUGAACAUAAUCUUAGUAGAAAGCCAUUACAUGAUAGCAGUAGUUAUCAAACAGAUAGAUUGACUAAACCAGAAAUCUCUAGGCCCACUACAGUAGCUUGCAUACCAGUCCAGUUAGUAUUUAGUAGAUUACUAGAGAAGAUUAAUAGGCCUCCAUUGAAAACAGCUAGUAAUGCGGCUUUGCUGUAUACUGGUGUGUAGAGAAAUUCAUAGGUUACAUGUACAUUGUUAUAUGGGAACAAUAAUCUUAUAGUUGUAGACAAUAUGUUAGGCAUGCCUUGUUUCUGACAUAGGGAAGUCCUAUUCAAUUUAUUGUCAGCAUUUUAAGGAUUAAUAUGCUGUAUAGUUCCCUAUUCACCAUGUAUCUAGUCUAGAUAAAUAAAAGGUACAUGAAAUUAUUUAGCUGUCUUGUAAGUGUACAUGUGCCAACAGAUCUUGGUUUCCUGGGAACUGCAAACUAGCUAGUUAUUGGUUUAUUAGUUCUAAUAUUGAUGGGAACUUGAAAGUCCAAUAGAAUCUAGUCUUUUGCUAGCUCUAUGUUGAUGCUUUUGGCGGAAAAAUCUGCUGAAGUUUGGGUUUUUCGAAAUUACAAACAAACAUAAGCUGCCUGCAGCUGCUUCUUCACUACACACUACAUGCAUGUGUUUGGCAUGUAACAAUUUGCAGUAUAAUGAGUUUUUUUUUUUUGCUAAAAUAUAUACUCGAAUUUGUUCUCAUUUGGAAAUUGGUAGCUCUGGUCUAUAUAAAUGUGUACAUAGCCGCCGAUUGCUGUGUCUGUUUAUGAUUCUGACAGAUUUGGUUAAGUUUGCGUUUGAA
Glycine soja is the source of this 3082-nucleotide messenger RNA. RefSeq lists its product as uncharacterized. The transcript is spliced from 4 exons. Lineage: Eukaryota; Viridiplantae; Streptophyta; Magnoliopsida; Fabales; Fabaceae. Bases 245 to 2467 code for a protein of 740 amino acids. The record is from RefSeq and is a predicted model, not a curated record.